UGCUAAUCUCACACAUCUGCCUACACAUCUACUUGCUGACUGUACACUAAACACAAUCUAUUUUGCUUACUGGUCUUCUAGCCAUGCGUGUUUGCUUAGAGCAGGGGUGGGUUCAAUUUGCAGCACUCCAUCUCAUGCUGAACUGCAACUAUCAAAAUCUUACAGCUGCUGGAGACCGUGCAAAGAGUUUCAGUUCAGCAAGACCUUGAAGGCUGCUGACAAGGCAUUCCUGAGCUAGGAGCAGAGAGUGAACGAGGACAUAUUCAGGAAAAGAGGGAAAUGUAGAUGGAAAGGAUAAAGAAUGAUACAGACAGUUAAACUCUAUUCAGAUCGGCUUGGCGGUGCUGCCAUACUGCAAAGUCUACAUGCAUGUUGCAACACUGCUCAGGACUCGUUAGCACGGCUGGUGCCUGAAAAUGUUUAGGAGACAAGAGGAGUUGGAUCGGACCCUAUUUGUGGGCAAUUUAGACUGCAGUGUCAACGAGGAGAUUCUGUACGAACUCUUUCUGCAGGCUGGGCCUCUUACCAAAGUAACUGUUGCAAAAGACAAAGAAGGGAAUUCGAAGGCAUUUGGCUUUGUCUGCUUCAAGCACUCAGAAUCUGUGCCUUAUGCCAAGGCCUUACUGAAUGGCAUUCGAUUAUAUGGACGGCCAAUUAAAGUUCACUAUCAGUUUGGAAGUUCCUUUUCCUCUGAAGAAAUUAACACACCUCACAGUUCAGAUAAUGGUUUCAUCCCAAAUCCCCAAGACUAUGGAAUGAGUGCUACAGAGGACAGAUCAGCUGCCUUAUCACCCAUGAACACUGUGAAUAACAACUAUUUUCAGCAGGCGUUUAUGUUCUUCCAGGGCAUGUUAAACCAGUGUUUAUCUUAUGGAUGGAUGGACCAGCAACCUUCCUGUUCAACUCCAGCCUUUCCUUGGAAUAACGACUCCCCCUUUUCAUGGUCGAAUGAAUCAGAAAGCGUCUGUACUCCUGGGCCAAGUUCUAUGAACUGGAACGUAAACGACUAUAGCGCUUACCAAAACUGUGAACACCCAAAUAAAAAGAGAGAGAAUGAAACCCACAAUUCUACCAGUAACAGCUCUGACCCCACUGCGGGGCAGCAUGAACAGAGCCAAAAACCAAGAAAGCGCAAGAAAAAAAAACGGAAGACUUAGGUGCAUUUUGGACAAAAGCAGGAAAAUCUCUGAACUUAAUUUUCCAGCACCAAGUGAAAGGAUGGAAUAGUAUACGGUGUUCAUCAGUGCAAUGGACCAAUGCUGGAAUCUGAUAACACUCCUCUGGACUGUCAUGUUUAGUUUGACUGGUGGUGCAUUUUCUAAUGGUUGAAUAGUUAAUAGGUUUAGUUAACUUUGCUAUGUAUAUAUGAUGCGUGACGGAGAUUCCCAGUAGAGCAACUAGACACGUAUGUUCCAUGCAUUCUAUGAAAUUGCUCUGAUAUAGAUGUAUAUCAAUAAAGGAAACUUUACUCGAAA
Molecule: messenger RNA, 1475 nt
Organism: Xenopus laevis (African clawed frog)
Lineage: Eukaryota; Metazoa; Chordata; Amphibia; Anura; Pipidae
Gene: rbm11.L
Product: RNA binding motif protein 11 L homeolog
Biological process (GO): regulation of alternative mRNA splicing, via spliceosome
Cellular component (GO): nuclear speck; nucleoplasm; nucleus
Molecular function (GO): single-stranded RNA binding; RNA binding; poly(U) RNA binding
Source: RefSeq, marked predicted